ACGCGUACGUGCGCAGCGAGUCUAGCAUGCUACGUGUCGAGUUAUGCUGGCGCAGUGACACACGUCAGGAAGUUUCUCUGCGACAUAUUUACGAGUUCUUGGUUAAUUUUUCUCCACUGUGGAUUGGGAAAAACUAACACACUGGAGAGAAAUCGGCAUAAAUUGUAAUUACAGGACGGAUUUACCGGAAAGCAGCAUCCACUAUUAGCCAGUGGUGCUGUUUGACUUGAUUACGGCCAAGACCAUGAAUACGGAUACACCUGCAGCAACCCUUCCCCCGCCCGGAUUUGGGCCCGGGCCGGGCGCCAUGGGCGACCACGCCGAGCUGCCCGUGGUAAGCAUGGACGACGAGGCCUACGAGCCGCCCACCUAUGACGAGGUGUUCCCACCCCUGGCGGCGACUGUCGCCAACGGCCAGGGCGGCAUCGCUAGCAGCAGCAGCGGAGGUGACGCGGUGCCCGGCGCCAUGGUGUCCAACAUUGGACCCAAAUCCUACGCCAAGAUGGCGGUGAAGUCUUCCAUUAUAACUCAGGUUUUCUAUGUGCCUUUGGAGGAGCGUCGUUACAAAGAGAUGAAUCAAGGCUUUGGAGAGAGUGAUUCUCAGUCGGGCAGAAUCUGUGCUGAGAUCAUGAAGAACACAGGAGCUUCAAUUGAGAUGAGUUUAGCCAAGGACCAGAGCUUGACCAUCGUGGUGACCGGCAAGCAGGAGUCUGUCAUGGCGGCUCGCAGGGAGGUUCUCAACAAACUCCAGACGCAGGCCAACGUGAACAUCCCCAUCCCGAAAGAGCAUCACCGCUUCAUCAUCGGCAAGGGUGGCAGCAAGCUGAGGGAGCUGGAGAACAUGACCGCCACCAAGAUUAACAUCCCCAACCCCAGUGACCCCUCUGAUCUGAUCCACAUUGUGGGGCCCAGGGAAGGGAUCGAGGCGGCUCGCCACGAGAUCCAGCUCAUCUCGGAGGAGCAGGCCAAGCUCGCCUUUGAGCGUCUGACCAUCCCGCGCAUCUACCACCCCUUCAUCAAGGAGAUCAAGGCAAGGACGGGCGCCAAGAUCCACGUGCCGCCGCAGAGUGCCAUGAAGGACGAGAUCGUGGUGUCCGGGGAGAAGGAGGCUGUCAUGGAAGCGAUUGACUGGAUCAAUGCCACGUACAAUGCAAAGAAGUCGAAGACAACAACCGUCUCCCUGGAGGUCAACAAGUGCCAGCACAAGUACGUGAUCGGUCCGCGGGGGAGCAACAUCGCUGAGAUCCUGGAGGCCACCGGUGUCUCGGUGGAGAUGCCCAACCCGGACUCGGUGUCAGAGACCAUCACGCUGCGCGGGGAGCAGCACCAGCUGGGCCAGGCCAUCACCCUCGUCUACGCCAAGGCUAACAGCGUGGUCAUCCAAGAGGUGGAUGCGCCAGCCUGGCUGCACCGCUUCAUCAUUGGACGCCAAGGGAAGAACAUCCGCAACAUCACCCAGAACCUGUCCAAUGUUCACGUGGAGUUUGCCGAGGGUCUGGACAAGAUCACCCUGGAGGGGCCCCCUGAUCAGGUGGAAGAGGCACGGCGGGCCCUGGAGGAGAUCUCCCGUGACCUCCAGAGCCGACUGGACUUCGCCAUUGUCAAGAUCGACCCCAAGUUCCACAAGCACAUCAUCGGCAAGUCAGGAGCAAACGUGAACCGCAUCAAGAAGGAGACAGGCGUGUCCAUCCGCAUUCCAACAGACCUGGAGAGGAGCAACGAGAUCCGCGUUGAGGGCAGCCCUGAGGGCGUGCGCCAGGCCAAGAACGAACUGAUGGAGUUGGCCACUCGCAUGGAGAACGAGAAGACUCGGGACAUCCUGAUUGAGCAUCGAUUCCACCGGACAAUCAUUGGCACCAAGGGCGAGAACAUCAAGGACAUUAGAGACAAGUACAAUCAGGUCCAGAUCACAUUCCCUGAUCCCGGCAUGAAGUCGGAUGUGGUUACCUUGCGCGGCCCCAAGCAGGACGUGGACAAGUGCUACAAGUUCCUGCACCAGCUGGCUCUGGAGCUAGUGGCCAACAACUACCAACUGAACGUGCCCAUCUAUAAGAAGUUCCACAAGAAUGUCAUUGGCAAGGGAGGGGCCACCAUCAACAAGAUCAAGGAGGAGACGGACACACGUAUUGAAAUACCAACCGAGAGCAGCGACAGCGACAUGAUUCAGAUCACCGGCAAAAAGAAGAACGUGGAGAAGGCCAAAGCGCAGAUUCUGGCCAUUCAGAACGAAUUGACCAAUAUCUUGGAGAUUGAAGUCAGCAUCCCGGCCAAGUUCCAUCAGUCCCUGAUUGGCGCCAAGGGGCGCUUGGUGCGCGCCAUCAUGGAUGAGUGCGGCGGGGUGCACAUCCACUUCCCCACCGAGGGGUCCAAGAGCGACAAGGUUACCAUCCGGGGUCCCAAGGAGGAGGUGGAGAAAGCCAAGGAGAGGCUGAUCGAGCUCGCCAACGAGAAGGAGCAGGCCAACUACUCCGUGGAGGUGCACGCCAAGCCCGAGUACUAUAAGUUCCUGAUCGGCCGCAAUGGCGCCAACAUCCGGCAGGUGCGGGAGGAGACAGGGGCCCGGGUGGUGUUCCCCACUGCCAAGGACGAAGACAAGACGCUCAUCACCAUCAUCGGUACCAAGGAGAGCACGGAGAAGGCCAAGCAGAAGCUGACAGGUCUCAUCAAGGAGCUGGUUAGUAAGGCGGCCCAGGCCGUGUUAAGACCUUGCCCAGCAGGCACUUUUUAUUACCAUACCUCACACUUACGACUCAUGAUCCAGAGAAGAACGAUCACUGGUGCCGACCAUACAUACCAGAAUCGAUGCCGCCUUUUCAGAGCAAGGGGCUCCAAGAGUGACAGUGUGGUGGUCAAGGGGCCCAAGAACUGCGUAGAAGGAGCCGUGGCCCGCAUCGCUGAGAUAGUGGCUGACUUGAAAUCACAAGUCACCGUGGAGUGCUGUAUCGCCCAGAAGCAUCACUGCACCAUCAUGGGGGCCAAGGGCUCCUGCGUGCAGGCCAUCACCAGCCAGUACGAGGUGGGCAUCAAGUUCCCCGACCGCAACCCGGCAGCCGAGCACACUGAAGACGGUGACGUGGUCCUGAAUGGCGACAACAACAGCGACGUCAGUGAAGACGACAAGCCCAAGAAAUGUGACAUCAUCCUCAUCACGGGCAAGAAGGAGAACUGCAUGCUGGCCAAGGAAGCACUGGAGGUGAACAUUGCGAUCCCCCCAGCUGCGCAGAAAUCCAACCUGGUCAAAGUGAGUGGGCCCGCUGACAAUGUAGACAAUGCCGUGAGAGCCCUGAAGGCCAGGGUGGACGAGCUACGUCUCUCUGAGGAAGACAGGCUGCAAGAGAUUGACGAGACGGCUGAGUUGCAGCAGUACACCAGCCCAGCCGCCAGGCCGAUUCCCAGCAGACCAAGGCCAACAGCCCUGGGUUUGUUGUGCGUGAUGCCCCCUGGAGCAAGCCCCCAGACACUACCAACACCAUGGACUUCCCCAGCAUCGGUGCCAGCAGCAGCGGCGCUGGUCCCAAGCCUGCCGCCAGCUUGGCUGCAUCCUGGGGAGCCUGGAAAUGCUAAAUCCCAGGUAUCUNGCGAACUGUUACGUUUGUUCUUUUUCUCUCUGUUGACUGCAGACGGUGACGUGGUCCUGAAUGGCGACAACAACAGCGACGUCAGUGAAGACGACAAGCCCAAGAAAUGUGACAUCAUCCUCAUCACGGGCAAGAAUGAGAACUGCAUGCUGGCCAAGGAAGCACUGGAGAAACUUGUCCCUGUGACUGAGGAGGUCGAGGUGCCGUUUGACUACCAUCGCUUUGUCAUCGGCCAGAAAGGUGCCGGCAUCCGACGCAUGAUGGAAGACUAUGACGUGAACAUUGCGAUCCCCCCAGCUGCGCAGAAAUCCAACCUGGUCAAAGUGAGUGGGCCCGCUGACAAUGUAGACAAUGCGGUGAGAGCCCUGAAGGCCAGGGUGGACGAGCUACGUCUCUCUGAGGAAGACAGGCGCCUGCAAAACUUCUCGGUGAGCAUCGAUGUGGACGCCAAGCACUAUCCCAAGAUCAUCGGUCGCAAGGGCGCCAUCAUCUCCAAGAUCAAGGACGACCACAAGGUCAAGAGCAUCCAGUUUGCCGACCGCAAUGCCGCCAACCCCAACCUCAUCACUGUGGUGGGCUAUGAGAAGAACGCCCUGGCUGCCCGGGACGCCAUCAUGGACAUCGUUCACAACUUGGAGGACCAGACCACAGUGGAGCUGGACAUUGACCACCGCAUCCACAGUCGGCUGAUCGGCACCAAGGGCCGGGCCAUCAGCAAGGUCAUGGACCUCUACAAGGUGGACAUCCGGUUCCCUCGCUCCACCGACGCCAACCUGGACCUGGUCACCAUCACGGGGCUGGAGGAGAACAUCGAGGAGUGUCGGGAGUACCUGCUCAACCUGGAGGAAGAAUACCUACAAGAGAUCGACGAGACGGCUGAGUUGCAGCAGUACACCAAGCCGCCCAGCCGCCAGGCCGAUUCCCAGCAGACCAAGGCCAACAGCCCCGGGUUUGUUGUGCGCGAUGCCCCCUGGAGCAAGCCCCCAGACACUACCAACACCAUGGACUUCCCCAGCAUCGGUGCCGGCAGCAGCGGCGCUGGUCCCAAGCCUGCCGCCAGCUCGGCUGCAUCCUGGGGAGCCUGGAAACGCUAAAUCCCAGGUAUCCGAGUACCCAGGUACCCAGUUCGCCCAUGCACCUCAUAAUGAUGGACAAGGUUGUCGGUAGGCUCAAGAACACCCUUGAAGCACACUCUGCAUGCCCGUUUAUACCUUAAUGCAACAGGCAACCCCAUGAGUAGUGAAUCUCUGUGCUGCUGCCAUCGUUUUUCGUUUUAGAUUUCAUUUACUCCUCAUGGAUUUCAGACUCCUCUCUCCGGGUUGUUGUAGGCUUUUCAUUUCUUGUCAAUUUCUUCUGGCCAAAGCCGUAUCCCAUUAGGUUCCUUUUGUUAAAAGCUUCACGUCUUAUGGACACAAAUUCUACACGGGUGAAGUUGGAGAUUUGUAGGAUUCUUGGAUUAUACAAGGGAUGUAGAGAUCCUGCUCAUUUCAAUUGACUGCCACAAGCACAUUCCUCUCCACCUGACUCGGGUGUAAUAGAGUAGAUCCCUGUAUUCCAACAGAUCAUGUGGCGCACCUUCAGAAGUUGGAAACUCCCGCCCCCCCAAAAAACCCCACCAAACCUUCACAAAUGAACUGUUAGUGACAGCCCGUUGGGUGCAGUGAUAUUGAUUCCGCACUUUUCGUGCACUGGUAUCGAUCUCCCCCAGAUGGAAGACGAUCAGGCGUGCCGUCCUUGCAAACUGCAUCCAAUGGAGCUGAAGAGUCGGACCUUGAAAGUGAAGAAAGAAAACCUGCCCGUAGUUGUCUGAUCAUUUUUAUGCAGACCCCUUCCUGUUGCAUUAUCUUAAAAAAAAAAAAAAACAAAGCAGCUUUUCUUGAAUAAAACUCUAUGCACUAAAUUCAUUGUUCAGAAGCAAAUACGUAAACCAUAGCAAUGGCAAGGUCUAUUAUACGUGUAGAUUUGCAGUGGAAGCUUAGCUGCAGAAUGAAACGAGAGGUCACAGACAGGUCGAGGCAAAGACAACAAUUAUGGAGAACAGAAAAUGACGUUAACUGCAAUAUUUUGGCAAAUCGUUUACCUUUCUUCUACGAAACAUUCCAUGUACUUCAAUUUUUUGGACUAUCUUGUUGGCCUUCUUAUUUGUACCGUAGUAGUUGAAAUAUGAAAUACAUUUGAGAGUUUCUGGAUGCAAGGAAAUAAUGUGGGAGGUAACCGUUUUCCUGUAGCUCAAUUACUGGUCUUUGCAAGAUUAUUUUUGGAAGGGCAGCGAUGUUGCUUGAAACAUCAAGAAAAAGGCAUGUGUGUAGAAAGAACCUUUGUCUAUAGAAGUUUUAGUGUGGUUUUUUUAACAACUCUGAUUUUCCAAAUGCGAGGAUUUUUUCCCCUUUUUUAUUUUCCAGUUAUUUUGGUGGUGUUUAUGCAGGAUUUGAUAUUGAAGAAUUUGUGGGUCAAGAUACCGCAGGUUUGUGAAAAGGGAAGAAUGCAAAAUGAAACAAGUUGGGAAUCGAGGUUUUACCGGGAGGUAACCCCCUAAAAAGGAAAGUCCUGUCAAACUCUCUACAGAUUUUGAGGUAAACUUCAAGUCAGUGCCUGUUUAGUUUUGCAUUUUCCCCCAAGUGCAUUGGACGAGAUCCGCGCUUCGGUUGAAAAUUAGGAUCAAAACAUACGCGUGGUUUGAUCUUGAAUUUGUGACAGGCACUGCAGGAAGUCUGGGUCAGACCCGAGGAAGAAACUUGAAUUUUUUUUCUGGAAGUGUUUUGAGAUGAUCUGGACUCUGCAUCGAUUGAUUUCAGUUGAGAAAGAUAGUACAACAUUCCUCAGUGCUUACAUCUUGAUCGCCUCGUCCCGGGAUUGAUAACCAUACCUCUGUCAUGAAAUACAGCAUUAGAUCUAGUAUCCAAAGUGUGUGCUUCAUGUAUGUCAUAUACAUUUGUAAUUACAAUUAAUGACCUUUUUUUCUUUUUUUAAAAUUUGUAUUACCUAAAUGCACCUGUGUAUUAAACUAAACUCAAGAAAAGGAAGAAAAAAAAUUAAUGUUGGCAGCACCGUAGUAGAAUAGAUCUACCAGCCCAUGUUUAAGGUCGCGUUUCCGUUUCACUUUCAUUGCCAUGAUUAUUUUUCUCUCUGUUGCUGUUAUUUUUGCUUUGUAGGUAUUGCAUUUGUGUUGUCUUAAGGCGUUUCCUUUGGUUUUAAGUUCAGAAAAAUUGGUUAGUAUUCAGAGGUACAAUUUUGUUCGUUUUCAUUUGUGAGUUUUCUUCUUCAGUUUGAUCAGUAAUAAUAUAUCACAUAUCGAACGUAUAUUAUAUUGUAUAUGUUUAUUUUUCUGAAAAUUACCGACACUAUUUUGGUUGAAUCUCAAGGUAGGUUUAUCUUAAUUAGCGAGGUAGGUUUAAAUGAACUGGAGGGGAUUCCAGUCGUCUGACUUUGAAGUUGACUGCGUGGCCAUGCUCCUCCCAAUGCAAUGUAGUCGUGAAUUAAACUUACAUGUACACUUUACCCAAUCACACUGUAUUUUUAAAAUGCAGUAUUUGUUCUAAAAAUGUGGAAAUGGAGGCAUAUUGUAUUUUUUGGUUGCCACACCAUUGACAAUAAGGUGUGUAUCUCAGCGAUGAUAUGAACAGUUAAGGCAUUAUUUCUGUGGGUUUAAUUCACUGAAGUUUUCUUAAAUCCAGGAUGAAUACGAUAAGUAUUACACUGCCCGUAAGAUUGCUUAUAAAUCAUUUAAUCAUAGACUACGCAGUGUUCUGUUAGGAGUUCAGAUCGAGAGAAUAUUGUCAGCACCGACUAUUUUGUCUCGGUUGAUAAAAAUGUGAAGAAAUUUUGAAAAUGUGAUAAUAAAAGUUAAAUUGGAGAAUUUUGUUGUGCACGUCACAAAAGGCAAUGGACUUGGAUGAUGUACUAGGUUUGUAAUAUUCCAAAGAUUAUUGUUAUGUGCCAAGUUGCUUAUGAAUUGGGAACUGGUCAGUUCUAAAAUGAAAAAAAAUUGCAACUAAAAAGUAAUAAACUAUUCAACUUAUAUUCUAAAUG
Molecule: messenger RNA, 7607 nt
Organism: Acanthaster planci (crown-of-thorns starfish)
Lineage: Eukaryota; Metazoa; Echinodermata; Asteroidea; Valvatida; Acanthasteridae
Gene: hdlbp
Product: high density lipoprotein binding protein
Molecular function (GO): mRNA binding
Source: RefSeq, a predicted model, not a curated record